CCCUGGCCAAAUUCCCUCCCUCCCUUCUGGUUGCUUUCUUCUCUCUCCUCGAUGAGGCGUGGACGUUGCUGGAUCUUGACCAGAGAGCUCUGCAUAAGGAAGUCGAGGAGGAGAAUCGUGGGAUCAUGGACCAUCUUGAUGGUGCGACACAGAGUAGUGAGAAAUUGUAUCAGUGCUUGGAAUGUGGAAAGAGCUUCAGUCAAAGCGCACAUCUCACUUCCCAUCAACGAAUUCAUACAGGGGAGAAACCCUAUCAGUGUUUGGAAUGUGGAAAGAGCUUCAGUCAGAGCAACAGUCUCACUUCCCAUCAAAGAAUUCAUACAGGGGAGAAACCCUAUAAAUGCCUAGAAUGUGGGAAAAGCUUCAGUCACAGGCAGAGUCUCACUUCGCAUCAAAGAAUUCAUACAGGGGAGAAACCCUAUCAGUGCUUGGAAUGUGGAAAGGGGUUCCGGCAGGUGACUAUGCUCUCUUCCCAUCAAAGAAUUCAUACAGGGGAGAAACCCUAUCAGUGCCUGGAAUGUGGAAAGAGCUUUCGUCAGAGAGGUGAUCUCACAACCCAUCGAAGAACUCAUACAGGUCAGAAACCAUAUCAGUGCUUCGAAUGUGGGAAGAGCUUCAGUCAAAGCUCAAAUCUCAAGACCCAUCAAAGAAUUCAUAAAGAGGAGAAACCCUAUCAGUGCUUGGAAUGUGGGAUGAGGUUCAAUCGAACGGAUAGUCUCAGUGCCCAUCAAAGAACUCAUACAGGUCAGAAACCAUAUCAGUGCUUCGAAUGUGGGAAGAGCUUCAGUCAAAGCUCGAUUCUCAAGACCCAUCAAAUAAUUCAUAAAGGGGAGAAACCUUAUCAAUGCCUGGAAUGUGGGAAGAGAUUCGGACGAAAGGAUGGUCUCACUUCGCAUCAAAGAAUUCAUACAGGAACGAAACUCUAUCAGUGCUUUGAAUGUGGAAAGAGCUUCGGGGAGGGGGCUAAACUCUCUUCACAUCAAAGAAUUCAUACAGGUGAGAAACCAUGUCAGUGUUUGGAAUGUGGAAAGAGCUUCAGUUCCAGGAAGAGUCUCACUUCGCACCAAAGAAUUCAUACAGGGGAGAAACCCUAUCAGUGCCUGGAAUGUGGAAAGAGCUUUCGUCAGAGAGGUGAUCUCACAACCCAUCAAAGAAUUCAUACAGGGGAGAAACCAUAUCAGUGCUUAGAAUGUGGAAAGAGCUUUAGUCUGAAGUCUCGUCUUACUUCCCAUCAAAGAAUUCAUACAGGGGAGAAACCCUAUAAAUGCCUAGAAUGUGGAAAGAGUUUUAGGCACAGUCUCACUACCCAUCAAAGAAUUCAUACAGGGGACAAACCCUAUCAGUGCUUAGAAUGUGGAAAGAGCUUCAGUCGGAAGAAUCGUCUCACUACCCAUCAAAGAAUUCAUACAGAGGGAAGACCAAGAAAUAAAAGUAAUAAAGCAAAAAUUAUUAAACAACCCAUACAAAACACAGUUGUAUGGGAACGAGAAAGGGGCGGGGGGAAAUAACUAAAAAUACUCUUUAUCACGUUUGUAUCAUAUAACAAUAGAAUGGGAAACACCAGUGAUCUGUUCAAGAAAAUUGGAGAUUUGAAAGGAACAUUUUAGUGCAAAGAUUGCCAUAAUAUAGGACAAAAGUGGUAAGGACCUACAGUGAGGGGGGAAAGUAUUUGAUCCCCUGCUAAAUUUGCCUGUUUGCCUCUGAAGAAAUGACGAGUCCAUAAUUUUAAUGGUAGGUUUAUUGUAGCUGUGACAGACAGAAUAACAACAGGAAUAAUCCCAGAAACCCAGAAGACAAAAGUCAGAGGUUGAUGUGUAUUAUAAAGAGUGAAAUAAGUAUUUGAUCCCUUUGCAAAAGAUGACUUAGUACUUGUUGGCAAUAACAGAGGUCAUACGUUUCUUGUAGGUGGUCACCAGGUUUGCACACAUCUCAGGAGGUAUUUUUUCCCACUCCUCUUUGCGUAUCCUCUCUAAGUAAGUAAGAUUUCGAGGCUGAUGUGUAGCUACCCAAACUAUGCCCCCCUCUAUGUUUUCCGGCGGGGGGGGGUAUUCUUGGGGUCGUAGGCAGCAUUCCUCCUCCUCCAAACACGGCGAAUUGAGUUGAUGCCAAAGAGCUCGGUUUUGGUCUCAUCCGACCACAACUCACUCACUCUUUCUUUCAAAUCAUUUUUAUUCACUUUGUCAUGUAUAACAAACCAAACCUAAC
Zootoca vivipara (common lizard) is the source of this 2205-nucleotide messenger RNA. RefSeq lists its product as uncharacterized. The record is from RefSeq and is a predicted model, not a curated record. Gene Ontology annotation, molecular function: RNA polymerase II cis-regulatory region sequence-specific DNA binding; DNA-binding transcription activator activity, RNA polymerase II-specific. Gene Ontology annotation, cellular component: nucleus. Lineage: Eukaryota; Metazoa; Chordata; Lepidosauria; Squamata; Lacertidae. Gene Ontology annotation, biological process: regulation of transcription by RNA polymerase II.